AUGCUCGAUAAGCUGGAAGACGACGAGUAUGCAUAUCGGCGUAAGGAAAACACUUACUACCCUUUUCAUGACGAAGCCGAAUGGCAAUUGGGGAAGUUCUUGGUCGAAAAUCUUACUCAAACUCAGAUCGCCAAGUUCUUGAAGCUGACAUGGUUUGACACUCGUGAAAGACCAUCUUUCACUUCGAAGGAUCAACUCAUAGGCUGGAUGGAUACGCUACCCUGCUUCACGGAGUGGAAAGUCUCUCAAAUCGCAUUCACCGGUUACAAGACAUCUCAGCCUAUAGAGUUCAUUUGGCGCGAUGCGUUAGAUGUGGUCAAGCAACUUUUCAGCGAUCCAACUUUUGCUAAUCAUAUGACAUUUGACCCACAUGUCGUCCAAGCUGGAGAUCAGCACGAAUAUGGAGAUUAUAUGAGCGCUGACAUGGCAUGGAAAAUUCAGGUAUAUUUGCUGUCAGAUCAUCUUCCUAUGGGCGCAACUCAAGUCCCAAUCAUAUUAGGUUCCGAUAAAACUCCUGUAACACGAGUCACCGGUGGGCUCGAGAUGCAUCCGGUCUUCAUCACCAUCGGCAAUAUCGACUCCGAAGUUCGCUCUAAGGCAACGUUACGAGCUUGGCGCUGUGUAGGCUAUAUGCCCAUUGUCAAGUUCAAAGUGCAUCCGGACUAUCAGACAAUCCUACAGGCACGACUAUGGCACAAAUGUAUGGAUCUCAUUUUAGCCAAUCUCAAGGCCGCAGCAGCAGAAGGCUGUUUCAUGUCGGAUCCCUUCCGAUAUAUUCGUUAUGUCUUUACACCUCUCAUUGCUCAUUUCCAGAAAGCGGCUAAAGCCGUCUAUCUUUCCGGAGUUCAUAUGCCAUUUUGGCGUGAUUGGAAGUACGCCUGUCCGUCUGUCUUCCUUGCUGCUGAAAUCCUCCAUACUUGCCAUAAGUUUUUCUUUGAUCAUCCGCUCAAUUGGGUCAAGGAGGCCGUGGGCAAGCAUGAGCUCGAUGCCCGCUUCGCCAUUCAGCAUAAACGUGUCGGGACACGCCACUUUGCGAAAGGUGUCACCCACGUUAAGCAAAUGACCGGGCGUGAGCACAGAGAUAUCCAACGCACUAUUGUCGCGUCAAUCGCAGGGGCCACUCCACCCAGAUUCAUUCGUGCAAUUCGUGCCCUCAUAGACUUCAUCUACCUCGCACAAAAUCCAGUUCAUUCACCUGACUCACUGAAGUCCAUGGCACAGGCACUUGCGGAUUUCCACUCCUUCAAGGAUGCCAUCGUUGAUGCUGAGGCAAGGAGGGGGAAGAACGGUGCGAAAGAAGAUUUUUUCAUCCCUAAACUCGAGCUACUGCAAAGCUUUUGCGGGACGGUGGAGAGACUGGGCUCCCUGAUGCAGUUUUCGGCUGAUGUGACGGAGCGCUUGCUCAUCACACACUGUAAGGAUCUGUUCAGUCGGACAAGUCGGCAAAGCAAAGAUUUUGCAUUGCAGUGUGUGCGGAUCCUGAACCGGCAAGAAGCGAUGGAGAUCUUUGACCUGUUUGCGCUGUUGCAUUCUCGCGGCGCAUCACUAGUCAAUGCUAUACACGCCGAGGAUGAAGAUGUCAUAACCACCAACCCUGCGCUCUCCUGGGUUUCCCGAGUUCUCCCUGACGAAGCGAAGUCCGUCCAUGGUCCUCGACCUGUCCGCAACCACUUCCUCAAAGGCAUUCUCUCUGGAGAUGCACUCACCGCCUUUCAACUGAAUGUAACACCGGAUUACAAAUCUCUGUCCCCAGUUGAGAUUCGCACAAAAUACUCGCUCCCUGACUUUGAUAUCAUGCUCACCGAUUUCAUGCAUCGUUCAUCCCAGUCCAUGGGCGAGCAUAGCCUCUGGGACGGCAAAUAUGGGCGCCUCUCUACGUGGAACAAAUUCCGACUACAGCUUCGCUCAGCAUUCCAGCCACGAAUCAUAAUGCCAAGCAGAGUGAUACAAGCUUACCCACCUAGUGAGGAUUUCCCCUUCGGCAACUGUGAUACAGUUCUCAUUGAAACCAUGAGAGAUGAUGGCCAAACGAGCAGUCGCGUCGCACAGGUCCGACUGGUUUUCCAGCCAAUAAUUCGACGAGGAUCCAACUUAGACCUUCCAACAUACCUUUCUACUCCGCUUCUUUACGUCCAAUACUUCCACUUUAUCGCCUCUCCUGACGAACAACCCGAACUUUCAAUGUGGACCGUGGAGCGUUCGUACGUUCAAGAUAAUACUGGUAAUCGUUAUAGGCAGGGCGCUGUGGUGCAAAUUACAGACGUAACACACGCUAUUGAACUCAUACCAUGUUUCGGCGAGAAAGUGGCCAGUGAUAUUUCGUCGGCCACUUGUUUGGAACGCCACGAGCGUUUCUUUUUGAACAACUUUGCGGACAAAGAGAGCUACCAUACAUUUAGUACUGAAUUUGCGUAG
Messenger RNA from Suillus fuscotomentosus, 2415 nucleotides. RefSeq lists its product as uncharacterized. Bases 1 to 2415 code for a protein of 804 amino acids. The transcript has 5 exons. Lineage: Eukaryota; Fungi; Basidiomycota; Agaricomycetes; Boletales; Suillaceae. The record is from RefSeq and is a predicted model, not a curated record.